Entamoeba dispar SAW760 is the source of this 600-nucleotide messenger RNA. RefSeq lists its product as uncharacterized. The transcript has a single exon. The record is from RefSeq and is a predicted model, not a curated record. Lineage: Eukaryota; Evosea; Mastigamoebida; Endamoebidae. Gene Ontology annotation, biological process: small GTPase-mediated signal transduction. Bases 1 to 600 code for a protein of 199 amino acids. Gene Ontology annotation, molecular function: GTP binding; GTPase activity.
AUGAACUUAGCAAAGGAGUUCAAAGUCGCUGUGAUUGGUGAUCUUGGAGUUGGAAAAACAUCUUUAUUAAUGACACAAAAAAUUCAAAGUUAUGAAGAAAAAUUUGGGAAUGGAGAAAUAAAUUAUUCUUUUGAAUUUGAGAUAAAUAAAUUACCUAUUUUACUAAAGGUGUGGGAAGUAGAUUGUAGUGAGAGUUAUGAUGAAUUUAGACCAUUAAGUUAUCGAGAUACAGAUUGUUUUGUAAUUGUCUUUUCUUAUAUAGAUAAAGAUUCAUUAGUUCAUGCUGAACGGAAGUGGUUACGUGAAGUAAAAAAUAAUGUUACAGAUCCAAUAGUAGUUUUUGUAAUGACUAAGGUUGAUUUGAAAAGUGAUCAAAAUCUAGAAGAUAUAACAACUGAAAAGAAAAUUGUAACAGAAGAUUUAUUAGAGUCAUUUAAAUUAAGAUCUGAAUCUCAUUUUCUUUACGAAUGUUCAGCAAAACAAGUUGGUGAUGUUAGACUUCUUUGGAAUAAAAUAGCUGAAAUUAUCUGUGACUCUAAAAAAACAAAAAGAAAAAGAAAAUUAUCAACUUCAGAAAAAAUUAAAAGCCUUUUUAUUUAA